Lachnellula hyalina is the source of this 1713-nucleotide messenger RNA. Its product is annotated as Efflux pump. Lineage: Eukaryota; Fungi; Ascomycota; Leotiomycetes; Helotiales; Lachnaceae. The record is from RefSeq and is a predicted model, not a curated record. Bases 1 to 1713 code for a protein of 570 amino acids. Gene Ontology annotation, biological process: transmembrane transport. Gene Ontology annotation, molecular function: transmembrane transporter activity. The transcript has a single exon.
AUGGCAGAUACACCAGAUAAUAUAACCUCAAAAGAGGAAGCACCGGCACCUAUCAAUGCCAACGACCUCUCAGUCCCAAAAAAACAAACCCAAGAUGUCUCGGAAAACACGUCAACUAUCAGUCUCGACAAUGAAAAGCAGCAGGUCGAGACAGUAGAGGAAGUUCCUCCACGAAAUAUAACCGGUGUCAGAUGGAUAAUCGUAGUACUUGCUAUCCUCAGUUCAACCUUCCUGUUCGCCCUCGACAACACCAUUGUUGCAGACAUCCAGCCCGUCAUUGUAACGCAUUUCGAUGCAGUGGGAAAGCUUACCUGGCUCAGCGUUGCGUUUUUGAUCGGAGCUGCGUCGACGAAUUUGAUAUGGGGAAAGAUCUUUGGCCAGUUCAACGCGAAAUGGACAUACAUUCUCUGCGUCACGCUCUUUGAGCUCGGUUCCGCCGUCUGUGGUGCGGCUCCAUCGAUAGAUGCACUUAUCAUUGGCCGUGCUAUUUGUGGUGUAGGAGGAUCGGGAAUGUACGUUGGAGUAAUGACUCUCCUGGCUGCGACGACCACCAUCCACGAACGGCCCAUGUAUGUUGGAGGAACCGGCUUGACUUGGGGUCUAGGAACGGUGUUAGGUCCUAUCAUUGGCGGUGCCUUCAGUGAUUCUUCGGCAGGAUGGCGCUGGUCGUUCUAUAUCAACCUUUGUAUCGGCGCUCUGUGCGCUCCCGUCUACAUCUUCAUGCUUCCAUCUGUCGAUCCUCGCCCUGGUGUCACCCUCAAGGACCGAGCCCGAGAAAUGGACUACGUUGGCACCAUCCUCACAAUUGGCGCAUUUGUAUCAGGCGUGAUGGCUCUCUCCUUCGGCGGAAUUACAUACCCCUGGGACAGCGGAAAGGUCAUCGGGAUGUUCGUCUGCUCGGGCAUUCUGUUCAUCAUUCUCGGCUUCCAGCAAGUCUACACAGUUUUCACCACCACAUCCCGGCGAAUCUUCCCCGUCGAGUUCUUCAAGUCCCGCACGAUCCUGAUCUUGUUCUGCAUGACUGCAGCAGGAGCCACAGCGAUCUUCAUCCCCAUCUACAUGGUCCCCAUCUUCUUCCAAUUCACGCGCAACGACACAGCGCUCGAAGCAGGUGUUCGCUUGCUCCCCUUCAUCAUGCUCAUGAUCUUCGCCGUGAUCGGCAACGGUGCCAUCUUGUCCGCGUACGGGUACUACAUGCCAUGGUACCUCGCGGGCGGGCUACUGGUUAUAGCAGGCGGUGCACUGAUGUACACUGUUGACCAAAGCACAAGUAUCUCACGCGUGUACGGCUACACGAUUUUGAUCGGGUUCGGCGACGGAUUAUUCGCGCAAGCGUCUUUCUCAAUCGCGCAAGCAAUCGUAGACCCAGCGCUAAUCGCUUCAGCGGUAGGGUUUAUAACGUGUGCUCAGGUGUCUGGUAGCACGAUUGCGUUGGCGAUUUCGAACAGUGUGUUUUUGAACAAGUCUCAAACGAGUAUCCAGGCCAUUUUGCCGACGACGCCUACCAAGGAGAUUCAGGAGGCGAUUGCGGGGGCCGGGAGCGCAUUUGUGAAGAGUUUGAGUCCGGAAACUAGGGACCAGGUACUCAAGGCUAUUGUCACGGCAAUGAGUAAGACUUAUGUUUUGGUCAUUACGGCGGGCGCUCUUGUGACGGUUUUGAGUUUGGUAAUGAAGAGGGAGAAGCUUUUCUUGGCUGCUGGGGGCGCUGCUUAG